Brassicogethes aeneus is the source of this 2215-nucleotide messenger RNA. The record is from the annotation of a GenBank genome assembly. Lineage: Eukaryota; Metazoa; Arthropoda; Insecta; Coleoptera; Nitidulidae.
AAUAAAAAAAACUUUUUUAUUUACUUACCUUUGAAUAAAAAACCUUUUUUAUUCAAAGGUACUUUCAAAUCGUACGGGCAAGCAGCCGGGAGGAAGGAAGGAAGGCAAUCUAUAAAUCAGGUUUAAGAGUUUACAGAAUCCACAAAAGUAUUGUUCGAUCUCGCGCAUGCUUACGGAAUGCACUACGGGAAUCUAUAAAUUGACUUUUUACAAGACAAACAAAUCGUUCUGGCAAGCAGCCGGGUGAAAAGAAAGGCAAUACAUAAAUCAGGCUUAAGAGCUUAAAAUCCACACACUUGUUCGAUCUCGUUUCGCGCACACUUAAAAUCACGAAGUUAGGCAACCCACUGCACAGAGUUUGGCGGCGGCCAUUUUUUUAUUCUUAUGUUGUUUACAAUUCUUGUCAAAGAUAAAAGAUUUUUGUGCAUAAAGUUUGUGCUGUUUAUACAGAUUAAUAAUCGUUUUAAACGUUGUUAGUUUAUUGGUUUUUAUUGUUAUCAGUUGAGUGUGUUCCUGUUGGGUUUUAUUAACGUUACUAAUGUGAAUUUCACACUGAAUCUGCUCCUGUGUGUGUAGUCACUUUACUAGUGUACUUGUGUAUAAACACUAAUUAGUCUCUAUUUUGCAAUAAAUAUUGUUUAACCAUGUCGUACUGUAUGGUAAAAAAUUGUAAGAACAACAACAGAAAUAACAAAGAAUUGAAAUUUUACACAUUGCCAAAAAACUCUUUAAAAGCCAAAGAGUGGGUUGAGGCUGCUGAUAAUCCAAUAGUUAAUAUGGAAAAACCAACAUCUUAUCGAGUUUGUUCUAUACAUUUCGAGCCAAAAUAUUUGGUAAGGCAUCCACAUGAAGUUUUGUAUGGUUUGGCACCACCUAAAUCCUACCGAGACCUUACUGAGAAUGCUGUUCCAACAUUGCAUUUGCCUGUAAGGUAUUAUUAUAUGAAGGGAUCCGAAACAUUAGAAAUGGCUGUAGAUCUCCCAAAGGAAGCAACUUGUGCCAAAAACAGUUUGGAACCAUUGCAAGACCUGCCUAAUAAUGCCAUCAUCUUGCCUGAGGGGUCAACUGAAGGAAAUGGGGAAAAUUUUAAACCAAAAACGGCUACAGAGUAUAAAAAAAUAAUUUUUGACAUGAGGGUCAAAAUGUUAAAAAUGAAGAAGAAAGUCAAUGCUAAAAAUAUGAAAAUUAAAGUGCUUCAGAAAUCAAAAGUAGAUCUGCAAGAAAGCAUUAAAAAUUUACAGUUGAUUAUCAAGAACAGUCUGCCACAAUGUACUGUGGUUGAAAAUCUCUCCAAAGUUUUUACUCCAAAACAAGUGGAUUUACUUUUAAACCCGGGUAAAACCAGGACUUCUUGGACACAGGAAGAUAUUUCUAGAGCCAUUACUGCUCAUAGUUAUGGGCACAAAGCCUAUGAAUAUUGGCGAACAGAACGGAAUCUACCUCUUCCUGCUCCAUCAACAAUGCGAAAGUGGAAUCCAGGUAUUACAUUUGAAGAAGGAAUUGCAUCUCCUAUACUCCAAACAAAAAGUAUAAAAAAGGACGAACUGAAUGACAUUCAGUGCUUUGUUAUUGGGUUUGAUGAUGUGUCACCCCAAAUUGAUAUUGGCAUACAAAAGGAGCAAGUGGAAGAGGAUAAUACAAAAAAUUAAAAUGGACAUCAAAAAAAUAUGUCUUCUUUAUAUAGGUUAUUUUUUUUAAAACAAAAAUAUACGAAUAUAUAAUUAAUCAUUUCACCAAAACUGUGAUAUAUGUACAUACAAUUCAAUACCUUUCAACCUGUGGAAACUAUAGUGUAGUAAACAACUGUACUUUUAAGUUUCAAAUAUUUUAUUUGAUGUAAAAUUAUUAUUAGAACGUAUUUUAUUAUAUUUUUUGAUAGUAGUUGAUAAGUUAACCUUAAUUAGUGAUUAAAUAAUAUUAUGUUACCAGUAUUAUAUACUUUUUGGAAUUCUUUUAACAAUUGAAAUAUGCUAAAUUGUGAUAUUUUAUAAGCAUGUACAGUCUGGCCACUAGUUGGCGGAGCAAAGGAAUGUGUAUGCAGUUUAGAUAAUUAAUAUUAAAAAACAUACCUACUUAGUUUUGUUUUUUACUAUUAUUUAUAUACAUAAAAUAUAUAUUAUUUUUAUUUAUAAUAUAAAAAAUACGUUUUAAAAGCACGACAAUUGUUUAAUAACUAAAUAACUUAAUUAAUUCGGUCCGCCAACUUAUCGUGGAC